AUCAAAAUCUGGCAACGCUAAUGGCGUCGCUUAUUUGAAUUCAGUUUCAGAUUUUCGUCACCGUUUGUGUUGAUUUUUCAAUGAGGGCCACAUGAGUAUUGCAAUGGAUUCUCCUCCAGCUCAGCAUGAAAGUAUAGAAGAGAAAGAACGUAAAUUACGUUUAAGAAACAGAGUGUUGAAUGAAAUUAUUAGUUCAGAGGAGUCUUACAUCACACAAUUGGAAAUGCUACUCAACGGUUUUGUCAGGCCUGUCAGAGACAAAAAUAUUAUACCAAAACAUAGUUUUUCUGCUAUAUUUGGAGACAUAGAACCUCUAUACGCACUAAAUGUGGUUUUGAAUGAAGAGUUGCAAAAAUCUGAAAAUGUUGGAUCUGCCUUUUGUAAAAUUGCACCAUAUCUCAAACUAUACUCCACAUAUGCUCACGACUAUGAACUUGCCAUCAGCUCUUUACAGGGUCUAAGGAAAUCAAACAAAGCAUUUGAAACCUUUGUAAGCCAACAAGAACGUUUACCACACAUUUCCAGAAAACUAGAAGCUUUGUUGAUAGUACCAAUUCAACGUGUUCCAAGAUAUCGACUACUCCUCACUGAAUUGAUAGUUCACACAGAAGAACAGGAAGAAGAACAUGCCAUCUUAAAUGCUGCUCUUAAACAAAUUGAAGCUGUUGCUCACCAUAUAAAUGAACAGAUUCGUGAACACGAGAACAUGCAAAGAAUGAUUCGAAUACAACGUUCACUCGCACAAGGAAAUCCCAAAAUUAUCUCACCCGGUCGUCGAUUCAUCAAAGAAGGAAGUUUGAGAAAAGUCUCUGCAGAUAGUGAAUCAGCCCAUAACAGAUACUUUAUCCUCUUCAAUGAUAUGUUGCUGUACUGUAAAGUUCGUUCUCCUAGCAAUGAAAUCGACCUGAAAGGAUCCCUUGUCUGCAGUUGUGUCUUUCCUCUUCGUCAUUGCAAAGCGGAAGCCGUAGUAGGAGAUGGACUUUUUAGGGUAACCUGCAGAGACGAAUCUUUGCUGCUUUGUUCGGAUACGGCUGACCAAGGAAAACAGUGGGUAGAGACUAUAAACGCUGCUGUUGAACAGCUUGAAGCCAAUUUCAGAACACUUAGAAAGGAAAGUAGUAGCCGUCGGCCAAUACGGAAGCGCCAAUUACAUCAAAAAGACAGUUUAAUGCGAAAAUUCCACCAGAAGAAACUUACGCUGAAUGGCCCAAGUGUUUGCCAGCCAAGUUCUUUUGAAGUAGAAGUGCUCCGGUCUGAAAACACGGGUUCUCACUCUCCUCGACAAAGUCCUACACUCAAGUCACCGUGUGUCAAGUCACCACGUCUUUUGAAAUUGCCUAAAUGGCCGGAAUCUUGUUCCGGGUCACCUUCGUUCCCUUAUUCUCCUCGGAAAUUGUUGGCCCUCAUCGCUCCGUCCUCACCAAAUUGUUCGCCAGUUCACGAGGCUCCCCCAGUAUUUAAUUUUUACUCCCCGCCUAUUCAAACAGAUUUUACCGUCAAUACAGAUUAAUAAUAUCCGUGUCAAUAGAAAAAAAAAUUUCAUACCAGUGAGUGUACAAACAGUUAUUUUAAAAAGGGAGGGGCUGUCUAUGCUUCUUCCUUGCAUCCAUCGUUGGAGAUUUUCUUUUUAAAAGAACAACAUGUACACGCGAGUGCGAUAAAUAACAACACCGACCAUUUUACUAUAAUUGGAGAACUAUCAUGUAGGGAGAAGUUAACAGUAACAAGGGAAGAAAUAGGAAAAAGUUAUUUUAAUAGCCGAAAGAAAUUUUACUUAAAAAGGUAUCCCUAAAACACGAAAUGCAAAACAUUUCUUUCGCUUUUACAAUUAUGAAAUACAGAUGGGAAUUUUCAAUUCUAAAA
This is a messenger RNA of Daphnia pulex (common water flea), 1863 nucleotides long. Its product is annotated as rho guanine nucleotide exchange factor 39-like. NCBI's taxonomy places the organism in Eukaryota, Metazoa, Arthropoda, Branchiopoda, Diplostraca, Daphniidae. Gene Ontology annotation, biological process: intracellular signal transduction. Gene Ontology annotation, molecular function: guanyl-nucleotide exchange factor activity. The record is from RefSeq and is a predicted model, not a curated record. Gene Ontology annotation, cellular component: cytoplasm. Bases 92 to 1510 code for a protein of 472 amino acids. The transcript has 7 exons.